Molecule: messenger RNA, 4195 nt
Organism: Pangasianodon hypophthalmus (striped catfish)
Lineage: Eukaryota; Metazoa; Chordata; Actinopteri; Siluriformes; Pangasiidae
Gene: fam171a1
Product: family with sequence similarity 171 member A1
Exons: 8
Coding region: 243-2846 (867 amino acids)
Biological process (GO): regulation of cell shape; stress fiber assembly
Cellular component (GO): plasma membrane
Source: RefSeq, a predicted model, not a curated record
AAAGAAAGGGUUAAACUGGUGGCGCUCUUACACUCCCUUGAAUCUAUUUUUUUUUAACCAGGAGUUCUCGGGCGGCAUCAACAGAGGAUGUUGGGUGAUUUUUCAGGAUGAUCUGCAACGUCUGACCCAGGGAUCAAAACAUCCUAAAUUAUGGAAGAGAGCAGCAGCCUGAACGGAUGUUUACUGCAAUAGAAACUGACAUCUUUUUUUAGGAAGAUUUCUCUUUUCUGCAAGUUUUAAUAAUGCGGUGUUUGGAUCUCGGCAGAUCCGCCGUGAUUGUGCUCUGUCUUUUAGGAUGCAAUAUCUGGAAAGCAGUAACGGAAGCUCUGCGAGAGGAUAGCGACGCCAAAGAAGUGGCUCUGAAGGUCCACCUGAGUGACGCCAACACUCACCAACCUCUCUCCGAUGCCACCGUGGAGGUCUUCGCCAAUCACACCCCUGUCGCUAGGGAGACCUCCGGCAGCGACGGCAACAUCUUCAUCAGGUUCCCGUAUCGCCUCGGUGACCUGCUUGUCAUCACAGCUACCAAGCGCGGCUAUGUCCCUAACUCCACCCCAUGGAGACCAGCCAGGCUGCCUGUUUUCUCAUCGCUGAGCCUGGAUCUGCUUCCUGAGAGAGCUGCUACUUUAAUAGUGUAUGAUGACGAGGUUCAAAUCGUCUCUGGAUACCAAGGAUCGAGGCUUCAGCCGUGGGUUCAGUUCCAGAGGCGAGCUCUGAGUCUUCCUCCUAACGCCACCUACACCAACCUGACCGCCUUCCUCACUGUGACUCACUCGGGGCAGAACACACAGCACUUCCCGUACCUGCAGGGCCUCGGUUCUAACAGCACAGGCAGCGACCGCAGGUUUGAGCUGACCCCUGUAGCUGCCAUCAGCGUUCACCUUUUGGGCAGCGAUGGGGCGGAGCUUCAUGUCAGCGAGCCAAUCAGUGUGAGUGUUCCUCUCCCUGUGAAUAGCGGCUUGAAGGAGAAUGACCACAUUCCUGCCUGGAGGUUCGAUCCCAAACUCGGAGCCUGGUUGAAGAGCAGUUUGGGCUACGUGCAGAGAGAAGGAGGAGGUGAGCUCAUCCUUACCUAUAUCGCCCCUCAGCUUGGUUACUGGGUAGCAGCCAUGUCUCCUAUAAACACAGGUCCUGUAGUUGCAAAGGACAUCAGCACAUACCACACUGUGUUCCUUUUGGCCAUACUGGGAGGCAUGGCCCUCAUCCUGCUCUUCCUCCUCUGUCUUCUGCUCUGUUACUGCAGGAGAAAGUGCUCACGCUCGAGACGAGCUCACCAGAAGUACACUCUCACCUCGUCGCUGGAGAGCUCCAAAAGAGACCAAGCCACGUCCAUGUCCCACCUCAACCUCAUCAACGAGACCCAACUGGACCAUGUGGGGGUGGAACCAGACCUGCACACACCUAUGCUGAAAGUCAUCGCUCAUGACUCCUCCACCAAUGAGCUGGUGUCAUCUCGGAACGAGCUUGGGAGUCGCUCCCAGCGAGAAUAUCGCCGCAGCUACACCUCCAUCGUCUCGUCAACCGUCCAUCCUCUGCAAGUAUCUGCUUCAUCUUCAUCCCCGUAUCCGCUGCACCACGCUGCCUCAGCAGGCCGCCUGUCCUCGGAGAGCAAGGCCAGUCCACACGAGCUCCGCCUUUCUCCAUCCACGACUUCACCCACAGCUUCACCAGAGAGGGAUCUGGGGGUGGAGCAUCGUCCAUCUGACUUCCUGCUCUCACGCUCAGUGGAUCAACUAGAACGCCCUCCAGGCCUUCUGCCCCGCCCAGGAGCACUGCUCUGCUGCACGUCUGAGCUCCAGGUAAGCCAGGGCGGAGCCGGAUAUCAGAAAGGCCGGCCCACUUUGCUAAUCCCUGCCCACUAUAUGCGGCUACCUGGGACACACCCUCUCUCAGGACAAGCGCUUCUGCUCCAGUCAGAUGAGCGGAGCGAGCUCGAGAGCAUCCGUGCAGAGCUUAAUGCAUCCCAUCAGCCCCAAGCUGAAGUGGGGCAAGUGGACCACGUGGGCGAAGGGGUGGAGGAGGGCAAAGUAGGAUCGAGGGAGGCAGGUGGAGGUACAGUGGAUGAGUGGCCGGCAGCACUACCUGAAGCCUUGUCUAUCCCCAACUCGCUAAGUGAGGCAACGCUUGGGGUGGUGCAGAUGAAUGGAGAAGAUCAGCUACUGGCUGAGAAGACGUUAAUGGAGCUGAGAGGUGGGAAGCCCCUCCCACACCCACGAGCCUGGUUUGUGUCACUGGAUGGCCGCUCGAAUGCACACAUCCGCCAUUCCUACAUCGAUCUGCAGAGGGCAGCACAUGGCGCCGGCUCUGUUGGCAGCAACGAUGCCAGUCUGGACUCGGGCGUAGACGUGAGUGAUAUCACACCAGGCCGCAGGGCCAAAGGUCAGGAAAAGGCCCAGGUUAUGUCACCCACUGUGGCAUGCACAUCACUGAUAUUUGUGGAGGGUACUAAGGCUAAUGGUAAUGCUAAUGCUAAUGCUCAUUCAGAACCCAAUGAGAGUGAGAGCCAAACUCCCGCCUGCAGUCCGGAAGAAAACUCGCUCAGGCCCUUGUUGCCCAAAGCUGAGAUCGAGGAAGAGACUAUAAUGCCUUCUUCACCUCCAUUGCUACCAACUCCUCCACUCCCGUCCCCUCCUCCGCUCCCAGAUCCCACCGUGGAGGAGGAAGACGAGUCAAGAGGAGAAAAAGAACAGAUAGUGAGGACUGAGCGUGCCCAAACGCACCUUAAGCUUCCCUCAAGCAACAGCGCCCCAGAUGGUUUGGCUGCUCCCGAGGACAGCGAUGAGAACAAGAAGAGUCCGUGGCAGAAGCGCGAGGAAAGGCCACUGCUUGCCUUUAACCUCAAAUGACCCCUGACUUUUGGCCUUUUUACCUGUGGAAUUGCCUUUUGGCUGAAGGAUUUUGGGUCUGACUUUUACAUUACUUGUAAAAGUGAAAAGCUGAAGCAACUGAAAUCGAUAAUCGCUUCCUGGAACUUGCUUGUGUAUGAACAAAAAGCAUUCUGCUAAACACAUUUAUGCACAACAGCUAUGCCUUUUUAAACAAACUGCAAACGAAAGCCAUUGUAUGAAGGUGAGAUGUUUAGCUUUAUGAACUGCUGCUGGUGUUCAGGUAAGCAAUAGGAUCUUCAACUGGCAGCAUACAGCACUGAGCGUUGCGUCUUGUCCACAGUAAAUGUUUAAUCACAUGUUCGUCCACUGUGUCCCAGCACUUAGCUGAACAAAAUCACUCAGUCAUAGAUUAGCAAAGUCUUCCUUAAAUUAAUCUGUGACUGAAUGUCGAGUCUGUAAAGAUGUUGUGUCCUGUGGUUUCAGUCUCUCCAGCGAGUGUUUGCUUUUUUUUAUGCAUCAGAGGCGAGUUUUGAAUCUUUGGCAUCAAUCGAAUGCAGUAUUUCCUCCUUAGUACGAUAAUCCAGUCAGUGUAUCCACUGUAGCAUCUGUGAACUUCCUGUUGUGCUUCACACUUGAUAUUUGAGACACACAGCUAUGCAUUGCUUUAAUUCUGGUUAAAAAAAUUUUCAUUAUUAUUAUUUGAAAGUGUAUUAUGUGUUUUCAUUAUUGUAUUCACUGUUUUUGAUGUUAAACACAAUGUAAGUGAACAUUUUUUUUCAGCAAAAGUAGUUAUUUUUCCUUUUGCUUGUCAUACACACAAAAUGCUCUGUCUGUCUGAAGUGCCUAUGUAGCAGAUGCGUUACAAUCCUCAAGCCUCCUUGCAGAUUAGAUCCUAUCACAUAUCUGCUUUGUAUUUUUUUUUUUUUUUUUUGUAUUUUUGGAAAUGUAGUGCAUAAACCUUGUGUGUGUUUGUACGUGUACAGUGUAUGAAUGAUGUGUCUCUCCUGUGAAUUUCUCCACCUGUAGAGACCGAGUGCAUAUUUCAGAGUGUUUUUGCGUGCUUGGGAGUUUGUGUAUAAAUCAAUAUGCUACACUUGUUUGCGGUUGUCGCUCCUAGGCCAAAUGCAGUGUGUGUGUUUGUGUGUGUAUCAUUGUAUGAAUAUGAAAGCUGGCUGUGAUGCCCUUUAUAACUGUGACAUAACCACUUUGCAAUCACUCCCCAACAAUCUCCUUUUGAAUGUCUGGACUGGUUGCUUAUGAUAUAAAUGAGUCCAACUAUCCACAAUUUUAAAAAUCCAAUUUUAAUUAAAGCUACUUAUGAUUUUGAGAAUCAGUGCUAGUAUUAAACACCUAUUGCAAAUGCUUAA